Messenger RNA from Salvelinus sp. IW2-2015, 759 nucleotides. The record is from RefSeq and is a predicted model, not a curated record. NCBI's taxonomy places the organism in Eukaryota, Metazoa, Chordata, Actinopteri, Salmoniformes, Salmonidae.
CCCCUCCUGGAGGCCCUCAUCCUUUUCCCUGUCAUCUACUACCCCUCCUGGAGGCCCUCAUCCUUUUCCCUGUCAUCUACUACCCCUCCCAAAGGCGCUCUCUCUUUUCUCUCAUCUUUUUUUCUCUCCAAGGCUUCUCUUUAUGACGUUUCCAAGGACAGGGUCACAUCUUCUCUUGGGUGAACACUUCCUCUUGCAGCGAGUUAGACUGUCCAGUUCCUGGUGCAGGUGAAUGGCGGGAGAGGAAGGAAGCCACUUUAGGCUGUGUCAGGGAUGGACAGCGUUGAUCCCGGAGUGCUGCAGGUCCAGAGUUGCCCACUUCCUGACCUACACGUCAUAUCUUUGGUUUCCCCUCUGCAGAAAGCAGAAGUAGGAGGUGCCCCUCCCCCGAUGAGACUCCCACCGCCCUACCGGCCACCCGGUCAGCUGACAGAGGACCAGGACGAAGAGCUGGAGGGAGUCAAAGAGCGGAUCAGGUUGCGUUACGGGGAGCUGURCGGGGAGCUGCUGUGUGUGGAGCUGGACAGGGAGCGUCAGGGCCUGGGUCUGAGCCUGGCRGGGAACAAGGACCGCUCCUGCCUCAGCAUCUUCGUGGUAGGCAUCAGCCCCGGGGGCCCCGCUGCCAAGGACGGACGCAUCCGCGUAGGGGACGAGCUGCUGGAGAUCAACAACCAGGUCCUGUAUGGCCGCAGCCACCUGAACGCCUCGGCCAUCAUCAAGAGCGCCUCGUCCAAGGUCAAGAUCACCCUGAUCAGGUAG